Corvus hawaiiensis (hawaiian crow) is the source of this 1205-nucleotide messenger RNA. RefSeq names its product GON7 subunit of KEOPS complex (gene GON7). Gene Ontology annotation, cellular component: EKC/KEOPS complex. The transcript is spliced from 2 exons. Lineage: Eukaryota; Metazoa; Chordata; Aves; Passeriformes; Corvidae. Bases 55 to 420 code for a protein of 121 amino acids. The record is from RefSeq and is a predicted model, not a curated record.
GGGGGCGCGGCCGGCACGUGACGAGAGGGGAGGGCACGUGAGCAGCGGGCGGUGAUGGCGGAGCUUGUGGCGGGGACGGAGCCGGGCCUGCGUCAGGAUCUGGUGGCGGAGCUGCGGGGCCGCGACGGGCGGACGCGGACGGUGCGGGUGCCAUACCCGGUGGCGGAGGAGGGCGAGGCCGCCCAGCUGCGCGGGCUCCGGCGGGCCCUGAGCGAGCUGCAGGAGCGGGUGGUGGAGAUGCUGGCCCCGGUGGUGCAGGAGGAGCGGGCGGCGGCGGGCGGCGCGCGGCGCGGUGAUGGCGGAGAUGACGACGACUACGAUGACGACGAGGAGGAUCAAGGCGAAGACGAAAACAACUUGGACACGGCGGCGAGCGGCGAUGACCCUCCCCUGAAGCGGACGAAGGUGCAGCAGCCGUGAGGAUGGCGCUAGAGGCCGGGUCUGCGCCAAGACAGUCCCGUUCGGCUGUACCGACUGUAAGUGUCCCGGGCCCGCUGCACGGGCCGGCUCCUGCGGCGCUGCUGCUCCUGUUUACAUGCGAAAUGUCCAUCCCGACAGUUAUGUUUUAAUGCGGAAACCUGACCGAAAGGAUAGGCCUGGGUGCGAGGAGCGUGUUGCUUCCAGGGUGCCAGUGUUAUGCUGACAACAGUUUUUUGGUAAACUAGUUGACAAGUGUAAAACUUUUCUCACAAAUCUUCUGAUUGGUAUGUUUUUUAAUAACUUAUUCCAAGUCACAGUAUUUUAUCAUGUGACACCACUUUUAAAAUAAAGGAAUAAAAUCUGAAAAGAGUUGUUUUGUCAAAUAUGAUCUUUAGAAGUACAAGACAACUUGUAUUUGUAUGAAGAAAAAGCAAUAUAAGACCACUAUAACUAUCAAAACUAACAAGCAUGUGUAGGACUGUGUCCAUUCCUGUACAAUCCUACAGUGGAAGAUUAUUUUUGCCUAUCAUCUUCAAGGUUUAGUCACCUAUUAAUCAAGAAUGCCUCUGUGAACAGGUGUAAAACACUUGAUAGUCAGUCCAUAGAGCCUAAGAAUCUUCUCUAGCAGAAUUUAACUGCUUGAAUGAAUAGUGGGCAAAGCUUUUAUUUUCACUUUGUGUUCUGCUGGCAUAAGUUUGUUUAUAUAUUAUGGAAACUGAGCAAAUCUUGAGACUUACAUAUGGAGGACAAGGUGUGGAAAUAAAUGAAUUUUUAUAAGGACAAAA